This is a messenger RNA of Euleptes europaea (tarantolino), 1437 nucleotides long. RefSeq names its product V-set and immunoglobulin domain-containing protein 8-like. Lineage: Eukaryota; Metazoa; Chordata; Lepidosauria; Squamata; Sphaerodactylidae. The transcript has 7 exons. Gene Ontology annotation, cellular component: intracellular anatomical structure. The coding region runs from base 1 to 1437 and encodes 478 amino acids. The record is from RefSeq and is a predicted model, not a curated record.
AUGCCUGGGACGUGGACUUUCCAGCUCGUCCUUUUGUGUCUGGCACCAGCUCUGGUACCUGCUGUAAAAAUCCAGGCCAAAGGGCGGGAGGUCAUCUACUUGGCCAAAGGCGAUUCGAUCAAGUUGGGCUGUCCGUACGAGUUGGAACCAGAAGACAACGGUCCGAACACCCUGGACAUUGAAUGGACACAACUGAAUGCUGACCCCACAAAUCUCGAUCAUGUGUGCUGUUCUCUGGUUCCUGCCCACCAGAUUCUUAGCUACCAAGACCAGCAAGUUAUCCGUCCUGGAUACCUGUAUAUGCAGAAGAGACCGGGUCCCGCAGUCCAGGAUCCGCGGCAUUUGGGUCACUCUGGUUUACAGCAGACUGUGUUGGUCAGACCAAACGACCACCAUCUUGGUUCCAUGGGCUCGGUCGGUGACUGCUGCUAUGGCCUGCAACAGAGAGUAAACUUUGCGAUCCCAGACCCGAGCCAAUACGACGCCUCCAUCAAUCUGCAGAACGUGCAGGUUACUGACUCAGCGACUUAUGAGUGCAAGGUGAAGAAAACUACUGUGGCCUCCCGCAAGGUGACAGUCACAGUGCUAGAGAGACCCUCCGUCCCCCAAUGCUCGAUCGAUGGCCGUGUGUCCCUGGGCCGUGACGUCACCCUGCGAUGCUCCUCCCGGGCCGGAUCAUCCCCCCUCAUCUACCAAUGGACCAAAGUCGGUACCUGGAUGCCCCCAUCGGUCAUAAAGGGACCAAACCCUGGUGACCUGGUCAUCAGGAACCUGUCCAAGGACCAUGUGGGAUUCUACCGGUGCGACGCGGCCAACAAAGUCGGAUCAACCCAGUGUGUUCUGGAAAUCGAUCUUGCAGCAGGUGCCAAUCAAGUGGGCAUCAUUGUGGGGGCCGUCUUUGGCUCCGUCCUCUUGCUGCUGCUGCUUCUCGGUCUCAUCUUGGGGCUGGUCUACUGUUGCAAGCGGAAUCGGACCAAGGAGCAGUGCAAUCAGAUCAGAGUUGACUCAGCCCCGCCGCGGACAAAAUGUCCGGGCAGAAGCAGCAGCCUGCGAUCCGCCCUGGACUACCUACCCCACACUCUCGGCUUCUCUCAGCGGUGUAAAUACGAAUCGCCCAAGGAGCAGGAAGGGAUCGAGAUGAUCAGCCCGGGCAAGGAGGAAGACACCAGCUGUGCUGCGGAUUCCAGCAAGGACCAAGAUGGCGGCUGUUCUUCUGCGGUCACCACCAAGGCCAGGGUUCACCAUGCCCACUCCGUUCCUUCCUAUUCCCAAGUGAAAGGCGGGGCCUCUUCCUCACAGUUGCCCACUGGUACAAAUUCUGGAAACAACAAAUCUACAUCUGAUGUGGAUCCGGGCAAUGGGAAGCGAAGCCAUCCUGGGAAUUAUGGAGGAGUUCCAGUUAUGGUUCCCGCUAUCAGCAAAGACCUUGUAAUAUAA